CCCGGAUGUUGGCUGCUCCCGCUGCCGCCGCCGCUCUCGGCGCUGCUCGGGGCCUCGGCCGCUCGCACCAGGCGCCGUUGGGACCUUUCCCGGGAGGCGGAGACGCACGCAGCGGCCGGGGGCUCGGCCGGGCCGUCCCGGCCUGCGCAGCCUGAGAUUCUCUUUGUGGCCAGAUGGGUUUGUAUGGACAGGCUUGUCCAUCUGUAACUUCAUUAAGGAUGACAUCUGAACUGGAGAGCAGCCUAACAUCUAUGGACUGGUUACCACAGCUCACCAUGAGAGCAGCCAUCCAAAAAUCUGAUGCUACACAAAAUGCACAUGGAACAGGAAUUUCCAAGAAGAAUGCGCUCCUUGACCCAAAUACAACACUGGACCAGGAAGAAGUCCAACAGCACAAAGAUGGGAAACCUCCAUACAGUUAUGCCAGCCUCAUUACAUUUGCAAUUAAUAGCUCACCCAAAAAGAAAAUGACUCUAAGUGAGAUUUACCAGUGGAUUUGUGAUAACUUCCCGUAUUAUAGAGAGGCUGGCAGUGGUUGGAAGAAUUCCAUACGACAUAAUCUGUCACUGAACAAGUGUUUCCUUAAAGUGCCUCGAUCAAAGGAUGACCCAGGAAAGGGGUCCUACUGGGCAAUAGACACCAAUCCGAAGGAAGAUGCGCUGCCUACUCGGCCAAAGAAGAGAGCACGAUCUGUAGAACGGGUAACGUUGUACAACACCGAUCAGGAUGGUAGUGAUAGCCCACGCAGUAGCCUUAACAACAGUCUCUCAGACCAGAGUUUGGCAUCUGUUAAUUUGAACAGUGUUGGAAGUGUGCAUAGUUAUACAGCGGUGACAAACCAUCCAGAACCAGUCUCUCAGUCAUUAACUCCUCAACAGCAGCCACAGUACAACCUUCCAGAACGAGACAAACAACUCCUUUUCUCAGAAUAUAAUUUCGAAGAUCUCAGUGCCUCAUUUCGGAGCCUUUAUAAGUCAGUUUUUGAGCAGUCACUUAGUCAACAAGGUUUGAUGACCAUCCCUUCCGAAUCUUCCCAGCAGUCCCACACCUCGUGUUCGUAUCAGCACUCUCCUAGCAGCACAGUGAGCUCUCACCCACAUAGCAACCAAAGCAGCCUGUCCAACAAUCAUGGCGGUGGCCUCAGCACCACGGGCAGUAAUUCGGUUGCACAAGUCUCACUGCCCCACUCCCAAAUGCACACACAGCCGUCUCCACAUCCGUCCCAUCGACCGCAUGGUUUACCACAGCAUCCGCAGCGUCCCCAGCACCCAGCGUCGCACCCGCAGCAACACAGCCAGCUCCAGCCCCCUCACCCCCAGCACCCCUCUCCACAUCAACACAUACAGCAUCAUCCGAACCAUCAGCAUCAGACGUUAACACAUCAGGCACCCCCACCCCCACAACAGGUAUCCUGUAAUUCUGGUGUUUCAAAUGAUUGGUAUGCAACACUUGAUAUGCUAAAAGAAAGUUGUCGAAUUGCCAGCAGUGUUAAUUGGUCAGAUGUAGACCUUUCACAGUUCCAAGGUUUGAUGGAGAGUAUGAGACAGGCAGAUCUCAAGAACUGGUCUUUGGAUCAGGUUCAAUUUGCUGAUCUCUGUUCUUCUCUUAAUCAAUUCUUUACACAAACUGGCCUUAUCCACUCACAGAGUAAUGUUCAGCAAAAUGUCUGUCAUGGUGCCAUGCAUCCAACAAAACCUUCCCAACACAUUGGAACAGGAAAUUUGUACAUAGACUCCAGGCAAAAUCUCCCUCCUUCAGUGAUGCCGCCCCCUGGUUACCCUCAUAUCCCACAGGCACUCAGCAGUCCAGGAACAACAAUUGCAGGCCAUCACGGAGCCAUGAACCAGCAGCACAUGAUGCCUUCCCCAGCCUUCCAGAUGCGGCGCUCUCUGCCUCCAGAUGACAUCCAGGAUGACUUUGAUUGGGAUUCAAUUGUGUAGAGCUUGUUUCUGCAAGGCACCAGACUCCAGCGUCACCUUUCUGUGCAGUGAAGGGAAGGGUUGAAGAGAAUCCAGUUGAGAAAACAAAGUUGCUAAUCACUUUA
Messenger RNA from Odobenus rosmarus divergens (Pacific walrus), 2044 nucleotides. RefSeq names its product forkhead box J3 (gene FOXJ3). Gene Ontology annotation, cellular component: nucleus. The record is from RefSeq and is a predicted model, not a curated record. Gene Ontology annotation, molecular function: RNA polymerase II cis-regulatory region sequence-specific DNA binding; DNA-binding transcription factor activity, RNA polymerase II-specific. The transcript has 12 exons. NCBI's taxonomy places the organism in Eukaryota, Metazoa, Chordata, Mammalia, Carnivora, Odobenidae. Gene Ontology annotation, biological process: regulation of transcription by RNA polymerase II. The coding region runs from base 174 to 1940 and encodes 588 amino acids.